AUGAUGAUUAGUUACCUGGUGUUUGGCAUUCUCUUCCUUAUUCAGAUUGGAAUUGGGAUUGUUGGAAAUUUCUUCCUUUUGGGCCUAUACACCUUCACUUUACCCAUUGGACACCGGUUAAGGCCCAUUGACUGCAUUUUCGCCCACUUAGCCUUUGCCAACUCAAAAAUGUUACUCUCCAAGGGAAUCCCUCAAAUGAUUGCCUGUUUGGGCUCCAAAAAUUUCUUGGAUCCCAUUGGGUGUAAAUUUUUUGUUUAUCUUUAUGUUGUGGCCCGGAGUGUUUCUCUUAGCAUGACCUGUCUCUUGAGUGGUUUUCAGGUCAUCAUUAUCAGUCCCAGUAAGUCAAGGUGGGCAGGACUCAAAUUCCAAGCCCCAAAGUGCAUUGUCCCCUCCUGCUUCCUCUGCUGGUGCUUCUACCUGCUGAUAAAUUUAAUUUUGCUUGGUACUAUGCACAACUCAAGGUAUCUGACAAAUAAUACAAAGAUAUGGCAUCUGGGAUAUUGUUCAAUUUCAACUCCUGCCUCUUUUAAUGCUGCAUUUUUUGCAAUUGUCUUUUCUAUGCCUGAUUUUAUGUGUGUGGGAUUCAUGAUCUGUUCCAGUGCCUAUUUAGUGAUUCUCCUACACAGACACCAUCAGCAAGUGAAACAUAUUCAUAGUCCUCAUCUCUCUCCCAGAAUUUUCCCUGAGAAAAGAGCCACUCAGGUUGUUCUCCUACUAGUGACCACAUAUGUCUCCAUUUAUUCCAUUAACUCUAGCUUAUCAUUCUAUCUCUUUAAAAUUGACAAACAUCAGCCCUGGUUUGUGGCCACCUUAGACCUCCUAGCAGUAUGGUUCCCAGCCAUCAGCCCUUUUGUGCUGAUCUUCUCUGACUCCCAAGUCCUCAAACAUUGGUAUGCUCUGUGGCAUAGGAAACAAUGUCUCCUUUGCCACAGUGUCCUCAACCAUACCCAUUCCCAGCAUUCUCCCCUAACGCUAUGA
Molecule: messenger RNA, 978 nt
Organism: Trichosurus vulpecula (common brushtail)
Lineage: Eukaryota; Metazoa; Chordata; Mammalia; Diprotodontia; Phalangeridae
Product: vomeronasal type-1 receptor 1-like
Exons: 1
Coding region: 1-978 (325 amino acids)
Biological process (GO): G protein-coupled receptor signaling pathway
Cellular component (GO): membrane
Molecular function (GO): pheromone receptor activity
Source: RefSeq, a predicted model, not a curated record